GGAUUGGAGACCAUUGAUGAAAAUGUUGACAAAGUUAACCAUUACUGUAGUCCUAAUUGUUUAUAUCAUAUCCACGUUUUUCGUACUCUUUCUCAACCAUUUGAACACUGAUAACGACUUUCGGCCAUCGGAUGACAACUCACUGGACGCCACACUCACCGCUCGUCAGCGAUACCCGUCGGCACUCCGGCAGCCAGUCAUUGACCCCAAAGACGAUCCCAUUACCAUCGAUGGCCAGAUGAGACACACGUUUUGGUUUUUACAGAUCUCCGACCUUCACGUCAGCAUUCAUUUUGAUCCAAAACGAGCGCCAGAUUUGGAGAAAUUCUGCGAGGAGUACAUCGAUAUCAUUAAACCGUCGGUAGUUUUAGCCACUGGAGACCUGACAGACGCCCGAACCAAGAGUCCAAUGGGUUCGCGAGUCCACGAAGAAGAAUGGAUUAUGUAUUGGAAUGCAUUGAAUAAGACUAAAGUCGGCUCCAGAACUGUAUGGCUGGACAUCAAAGGCAAUCACGAUAAUUUCAAUGUCUACGACUGGAGUCAUCGGAACAACUUCUUCAAGAAGUACUCGAUUAGAGGCCCGAAUAACACGCGCUCUUAUAAACACAGUGUCAGACACGACACGGAAACCUAUAGUUUCAUUGGUGUCGACGCCUGUUUGGCUCCGUCGCCGAAAAGGCCCUUCAAUUUCAUUGGUCUGCUUCGGGACAAAGACAUUGAAGCGUACGGUCCAUACCUUUGCGGCCAUUACCACACGGUUGGAGGUCUGGUUCAGCACAUGUAUAGCACACAACCGACCGGUUAUCUGGAGAUAGAAGAGGCCGAUUGGAAAGACUUGCGUACAAUCCGUUUGGCGGCCGUAGAUCACGGACUCUUCACUUUCAUCGACUUUAAAUUCAACGAAUGGCCCGUCAUUUUGAUCACUAACCCGAAGGACUCGCUGUACUCAAUGCCUAACAUCGAGCCCUCGCACCGAACGGCCAACUCUACACACGUCCGGGCGCUGGUCUUCUCCAAGAGUCGCUUGUCGUCCGUUGAGUUCACAAUCGAUGGCAACAAAUGGGUUGAAAUGAAACACAUUUCGGGUCCGCUUUAUGUUCACGAAUGGCAGCCAAAAGACUUUAAUUCUGGCCUUCAUUGGAUUGAAGUGACCGCUACUGACACGGAUGACAACAAGAGGACAGUUAAACAUCAAUUCUCUUUGGACGGAUCAAAGGGUGACUUUGAUUUUGGUGCUCGACUUAUGCUUCGUAUCGACAAUCGAGCGCUCGGAUACUUUCUGUUUGGUUUGGCGAUCAGUAUCUGUGUUAUACCACUCAUUGCAUUACGAAUGAUACCCAACAAUAAAAGUCCGUGGUUUGUGGGCUAUGUAUUAGACGAUUACAUUGGCGUAUGUUUUGUGUGGGGAAUGAUUAUCGACGGCUCGUAUUUGCCCGGAGGUAUCACUUAUAUUCUCGGCACUUUAGUGAUACUCUUUUCGUUGAACUUUUACUUCGCGUACGGAUUAAUGGCAUAUCUGUUGGGCUUUUUCAACACGUGGUCGUACGUCGUGUACAUCAUAUUAUGGCACCAAUCGGUUGGUCUGAGCGCUCACUCAUUCCCGGAACCGAUUCGUCCGAAGUAUCGAAAGACCGUAGAGUUUGAUGACAGAAAAGAGACUCAAAGUCUUACGCGACCGCCGAUUAGAAAAUGACCGCACAUUUGGCCCACAAUUAUAUGAAUGGACUGUUCGGGCGAUUGUGUGAUAGCUAUUGAUUAGUGAAACAAACAAUUUAUACCGGUUUUAGCGUUCAGUUAAAGUGUAUUUUUGUUGCCUCUAAACGGGUUAACUAUAAAAUGUACUUUUAAUUUGAUAUUUUAGUUCAAUAGUAGUUUAUAUAAUGAAAUUAAGUUUUAAUUAUAAUAUUUAUUUAGUUUACUUUUAUUUAAGUAAUUAUUUGUUGAAUUCAUGACUGCAAUUCAUAAUUAUUGUUGAUUAUAACGUAAAUACAUUGUAACGC
Molecule: messenger RNA, 2000 nt
Organism: Medioppia subpectinata
Lineage: Eukaryota; Metazoa; Arthropoda; Arachnida; Sarcoptiformes; Oppiidae
Source: the annotation of a GenBank genome assembly